Molecule: messenger RNA, 2547 nt
Organism: Eublepharis macularius
Lineage: Eukaryota; Metazoa; Chordata; Lepidosauria; Squamata; Eublepharidae
Gene: KCNQ3
Product: potassium voltage-gated channel subfamily Q member 3
Exons: 15
Coding region: 1-2547 (848 amino acids)
Biological process (GO): potassium ion transport; transmembrane transport
Cellular component (GO): membrane
Molecular function (GO): voltage-gated potassium channel activity
Source: RefSeq, a predicted model, not a curated record
AUGGGGCUGAAAUCCAGGAAGGCGGCCGCGGGGGCAGCGGCGUGCCCGGGGGCUGGUGACGGGGGCGGGGGCGGCGAGCUGGAGGAGAAGAAGGACCUGGAGCAGGGCUCCUUGGCGCUGGGCAGCGGGGCCGACAAGGAUGGGGCCCUGCUGCUGGAGCGGGCGGGCAAGGAAGAGGGGGCCCGCCGGGCCGUGCAGGGCAUCGGGCUGCUGGCCAAGACCCCCCUGAGCCGACCCGUCAAGAGGAACAACGUCAAGUACCGCCGGGUCCAAACUUUGAUCUACGACGCCCUGGAGAGGCCGCGGGGCUGGGCGCUGCUCUAUCACGCCUUCGUGUUUCUGAUCGUCCUCGGAUGCUUGAUUUUAGCUGUCCUGACAACCUUCAAGGAGUAUGAAACUGUAUCAGGAAACUGGUUGUUAUUAUUGGAAACCUUUGCCAUUUUCAUCUUUGGCGCGGAAUUUGCCUUGAGGAUCUGGGCUGCGGGCUGCUGCUGUCGGUACAAAGGAUGGAGAGGGCGGUUGAAGUUUGCCAGGAAACCUUUGUGUAUGUUGGAUAUCUUUGUGCUGAUCGCCUCUGUGCCCGUGGUGGCCGUCGGAAACCAAGGCAAUGUCCUAGCAACAUCGCUCAGAAGUCUCCGUUUCCUUCAGAUCCUCCGGAUGCUUCGGAUGGACAGGAGAGGUGGCACCUGGAAGCUCUUGGGCUCGGCCAUCUGUGCGCACAGCAAAGAGCUCAUCACAGCCUGGUACAUUGGAUUCCUGACUCUUAUUCUCUCUUCAUUCCUGGUGUACCUGGUGGAAAAGGACGUGCCUGAGAAAGACGCAGAAGGAAAGGAAACGAAGGAGUUUGAAACCUAUGCUGAUGCGCUAUGGUGGGGACUGAUUACGCUGGCAACCAUCGGCUAUGGCGAUAAGACCCCCAAAACAUGGGAAGGACGCCUGAUAGCAGCGACUUUUUCUCUCAUUGGAGUUUCGUUUUUCGCUCUUCCAGCCGGCAUUUUGGGUUCAGGGCUGGCUUUGAAAGUGCAGGAACAGCAUCGCCAGAAACACUUUGAGAAGAGGAGAAAGCCGGCUGCGGAACUCAUACAGGCUGCCUGGAGGUACUAUGCUACGAAUCCUAACAGGCUGGACCUCGUUGCCACUUGGAGGUUUUAUGAAUCAAUCGUCUCAUUCCCAUAUUUCAGGCAAGACAGGGAUCAUGCAGCAAGCUCCCAAAAGCUGGGUCUCUUGGAUCGGGUUCGUGGUACCAAUACUAAAGGAAAGCUAUUUACCCCUCUGAAUGUAGAUGCAAUUGAAGAAAGCCCUUCUAAAGAGCCUAAGAGCGUUGCCUUGAAUAAUAGGGAGCGUUUUCGUACUGCGUUCCGAAUGAAAGCAUACGCAUUCUGGCAAACCUCUGAAGAUGGUGGGAGUGGGGAUCCUCUGGCAGAAGACAGAGGGUACAGCAACGAGCUCCUUAUCGAAGACAUGAUCCCCACGCUGAAGGCGGUCAUCCGAGCUGUCAGGAUACUUCAGUUCCGCCUCUAUAAGAAGAGAUUCAAGGAGACCUUGAGGCCUUAUGAUGUAAAGGAUGUGAUAGAGCAAUAUUCAGCGGGACACCUGGACAUGCUUUCCAGAAUCAAAUACCUUCAAGCAAGAGUCGAUAUGAUUUUUGCUCCUGGGCCACCAUCGACUCCCAAGCAUAAGAAAUCUCAAAAGGGAGGGACGUUCUCUUACCCUUCACAGCAACAGUCUCCAAGGAAUGACCCGUACAUAGCCAAAGCAUCCACAGUAGAUUCCGAAGACCAAAGUAUGAUGGGGAAAUUUGUCAGAGUCGAAAGACAGGUUCACGACAUGGGGAAGAAACUGGAUUUUUUAGUCGAUAUGCACAUGCAACACGUAGAGCAGCUGCAAGUCCAGGUCACAGAGGUGUGCCCUCCUAAAGAUCUUGCAUCCCUAGCCGAGGACAACAGAUAUUCUGAACUGAAAUCCAUCCUUUACAAGUACUCUGAGCCUUCCAUUCAUGAAUUGCCUCCAAGCUUCCAUCAAGUUCCAGUGAACAAAGUUACUCCUUUUGGCUUUUCUACACAGGACCGGAAUAGCGGCCCAUUUCCAUUGCCCUUGUCCAAUCAAAACUCUGGUAGGUUGCCGCCCGCGCCAUUCUCAACGUCAUACCCAGAGAGGCCAACAAUGUUGCCUAUACUUACUUUCAUUGACCCUCACAUUUCCUACCAGUCGCCUCCAAGAGACCUCCGUAGUCCUCACACAGAGAGAUUCUCUUCAAGGCAGAAACCCAGCUUGACAAGAGACAGCGAUACCCCAUUGUCCCUCCUCUCUGUCAACCAUGAGGAACUUGAACGCUCACCAAGUGGAUUCAGCAUCUCCCAGGACAAAGAAGAUUUCCCUUUUGGGCCAAAUGGUGGUUCAAGUUGGAUGAAAGAGAAGAGGUAUUUAGCAGAGGGUGAAACGGACACCGAUACUGACCCCUUUACACCCAGUGGCUCUAUGCCUCUGUCUUCAACCGGGGAUGGGAUUUCUGAUUCGGUAUGGACCCCUUCCAAUAAGCCAGUUUAA